CGGGCGCUCGCCACUUCACACUAGAAGACCCAGAGCGCGCGUUCCGCAACGACAGACACUCUGUGGCCACUACGGCACGCCACGGAACCAGUGUGUUGUGUCAGUUCUAUUUAUUAUUUCGGUUAUUGCAGACACGCGGGCGGUUCGCUCCCUGCAGGCUCCCUCGCGCGCGCUCCAAGAGUCCAGUCAGUUCAGUCAGUGUGUGUUGCAUAGCAAAAGGGGCAACCUUCCCCUGAAGGUAUACUGCGCGUCCUCCUGGAACGUCAGGAACCCCGCGAUAACCGGAAGUGUCCCCGUCACGCCGUCGUCUUCGCGGUCGCGGACAAGUGUGUGAGUGUGCGACCUCAUCCUCCGAGAGUACAUCACCAGACGGAAGUUGCGGCUUUUUUGGGUUUGUUUUGGAGCACAUACACACACGCACACAGCCCCGUCGUCACCCAGUCUACACACUCACGUUCAACCCCGAUAUAUAUUGCGCCCUGUUUGUUGUGUUUGUCAUCGUGGAUUUUUAUUUUCUUCCUUUGGUGCCGAAUUGCAGCAGAUUCAGUUUUCUUUCCGUGUAAUUGGAGCACAAGUGGAGGCACGAAGAAAAAUGCGUUUUGGAUUUUUCAGCGAAAAUACCACCAUCAUUCGGGACUAGGGAGAAGCAAGUUUGAUCGUUAGAGUCGGGUGCGGAAGAAGAAAAAGUCGUUACGUUGGGCUUUUUUCCUCCUUUGUUUUCGUCCUGGCCCCGUGUGGUCGAUUCCACGUCGCAGCGGCAGUGUAUGUGUGUGCUGGCCCCGUUUAGUUGCCGUUUCGCAGACCCCCGUCGUAAGGAAGAAUCUUCCGAAAUCGAUAGAGAAAGCCGUGAGUCGUGAGGCAAAAUAGUGGCCAACCCAAGGAGCAGAAGAGGGUCACCAGUGCCGACGGCCGUGGAAAGAAAUUUUCGGUGGUUUUAGUACCCAUUUGGUACACAAGCCUAAGGCCAAGGAUUGCCCCUGGAUGGACGACAAUGCAUUGGAAACGUUCAUUGAGAUCCCUAGAAUAAACCUCGGUUAAAGAACUUACGACUGCACGGAAGAAAUCAUCGCAAGACUGAGUGGAAUCAAGCUGCGUCAAAAUAAAAUCACCACCCCCAAAUUGAGCCCCCCCCGCCGUGUCCGCUGGGUCAUUCCAGACCAGUGUUGUCAGCCAGCCAGCCAGCAAGCCAGCAAGCAAGAGUAGCAAGUGUGUGUGUGUGAACCUGAAACCCUCCUAGGCGCUAUGGAUGAGGAACUGGAGAGGAAGCUAUGAGUAGAAGAGGGCCGUUGAGGCCCCACCCAGCAGCAGCAGCAACAACGACGACGGACGGACGCCACGACGGAGGAUUGUCGCCGCUAGAGAGCAGUUGUAGCAGCAGCAGAAGCAGUAGAAGAAGAAGUGGCCGCAAGAUGGCAACAAUAGCAGCAGCAGAAGCAUCAGGAUUAAUCAGUGGUUUGAUUUCGCGUCGUAAUAGCAUGGGAAUGGGGAACGCCGGGAGGACCGGGGGGCCAAGAAGGGGCAGCAGCUCCAGGAGUGGUCGCGCCGGGUUCUUCGGGUUCAAGUUCAUGGGAGGUGGAGGAGGAGGAGGAGGAGCAGGUGAAAGUAUCGGGCUUCUGCUGUUGGCUGGCCUGCUGCUGGUUCUGGUCGCCGGUGGAGACGUCGUGUGGGCUGAUGAGCAGCACGGGGAGACGACGGAACCGACGACACCGGAGCCAUUUGGAUAUUUUGAUUAUGAUUUUAACCCGUCCAAGCGGGGCCCGCUCAAGUUUGGUGACAGGUGCGAGAGCACCACUGAGUGUGGCUUCGCCGGAUCCGUCUGCGAUGCGACCCUGCGCACAUGUCAGUGUACUUCCGACCUGCCGGCGACGAACCACAUCGACAAGUGCGGGAAAAUGGCUCAGGUGAACGGCAGCUGCUUCUUCACCGAGCAAUGCGAACAGAUGACCGAGCAGACCGAGUGCCGGGACGGACGCUGCAUCUGCCGGUUCGAGAUGAACCCCAUCUUCAAGCCGGACGGAACCGUCGAGUGCCGAGGUACCGUGAACCGACCCAUCGUGACGGAACGGUAUGUCGACCCGACCAUGAUCGGCGUGCUGGUGGCCAUGGCCGUCAUGUUCAUCAUCAUCUGCGUCGUCCUGCGGCUGUUCAGCAAGGCCCGCUGGCGCGAUAACCGGACCAUCUUCAACACGCCGAACCCGCGCCUGAUGAACGUGUCGCUGCUGCGCGACAACAAGCUGCUCCACGGCCAGGAACGUCGCGGCUCGCGGAUGUCCGUUCGGCUACCGUCCCGCCAACCGAGCAUGGCCUCGCUGCGUCCCCACUCGCCGAACGCGUCGAUAGGUAAGCUAGGUUCCCGGCGUGGCUCGCGCGGCAGCAGCAACGCAUCGGCGACCUCGACCCGCUCGAACCGCAGCCAGCACGCCAAGGACAACGGAACGGCCGCCCACUCGACGGCGACCAACUCGCACCAGAACGAGAGCGUCACCGUGGAGAUUGCGGAAAUUCGCUCGUAAGCGCUGAUGAUGAUGACUUUUGAAAGGAACCAUGACUCGGAACGAUAUCAACUGCAGUACUAGAACGGAGACGUUAAAACAUUCAGUCGCUAGGGACCACUUUAGAACGACGUCGAUCGACCGAAGUCGGACGGCGGAAACGAGUUUCAGAACAUUCAAUUAACAGUAAAACUUAAAGGGAAGUAGAACACGAAACCCAUUAAUGGAAAUUAAAUACUAGAAAUGCCACUUACUCUGAAGUACAGAAGUGAUCUUUUAUGAAAGUGAGAACCGCUAAUCCUUACACAGUUGCUUAACUCUCUAAUAAGAAAAAAAAAACAAGAAACAAAACUAAAUUACAAACAACGUGAGAGGAGGUCUUUUCGCACCAGCAAAACCUAAAAAAAAAACAUGAAACUCGAGAGGAACAACGCAGCAAAUAUGAAAAAUCGAAUUUUAGAGUCUUAUAGCUAUUUCUAGAAGGAAAAAAAAAACCUUUCAGUAGCAUCUUCCAACCAGAAUAAAAACCGCAGCAACCCAUUUUCCACCACCCCCCUUCUGGUGGAAAUUUUAAAAUGGACUAAUAAACACAAAGUGGUACUAGAAUAAAGUCGCAGUAGGCGCGGCGCGUAUCGUCAUUAAAUGCGAAGAAUCAUCGUCAUAUCCGUAGUUGCGAAGAGGAGAAAAGUGAAAUUUUAACCUAGCGCUCCCCCCGUUGGAGGUAGUAGAACCUGUCAAUGCAAUCCGGAAUGGGUUGCGAAAAUCUUUUAUUUUGAAAAUUUAUUUUGUUUCUCACUUGUCAACUUUUAAAAGAGCAUAAUCCAAAGAUUACAUUUACGAGUUAGCGGUCAUAAUCCAGAAAAAAGCAAGCCUAGCAGUUAUAUUUCGAUAGUAAUCCGUAGCGAGGGCACAGCUCUAGUACUUCUCUCUAGCAAAUCCCGAGUAGACGGCGUUUCCACUCGCUGGAACAUAACUUGUUAAAAAAAAUAAAACUCAGUAGUUGCGGCAAACACAUGGUUUUUGGUUUUAAACAAGUUCUUUUCUAAACAUUUUAAGGGAAUUUAGUUUUCCACUAGCGGUAGCGUACGAGCGGUGCAGCUUCUAGAGAGCACACAUUUAGCGGAGAUGAUUGAAAAAAAAACACGCGCAAAACAGAAAUGACAAUCUAAUAAUUUAUGAAAGAAAGCAAAAUCAAAAGAACGAGUGAGGAAACGUAUAACCACGGGGCGGAAUGCCACACGAAUUCAGACACAUUCAGGUAGAUUUUGAAGUAGUGCGGUAGCCUCUUUGAAUUCUACGAAAAUAACCAGAUCAAAAUAAUUAAAUAACACAAACAAAAACAGAAGUCAGAUGACGGCGACGCCGUCGAUCGAGCCCAACCAGUGGGAUGACAGCAAGGAUUAUUAAGGAAUGGCACCACGAUUUUACUUCUAUUUAUAUAGCGAUUAGUGAAGAACGGCGAGAAGCUAGCGCGUAAUGAAAACAUGAUGUGUAAAAAAUGCAUUGAAAUAACACUAACUAGACCAUAAACAAUAUGACUGCUUUACACAUAGUGUCUGAAAAAAGAGAAAAAAUCCAAAGACGACGUCAAAAACAGGCAGAAAGUGCAAAAUCGCUAUAAUUCAAUAAUAUCUCUUAAAGAACUACUUUUGAUAAUGUUACCCAAAAAAAACAUACUUUCUAAUGAAAAGUCUUCAGUUUACGGCUGAUUUUAACACGGCUUUUGUUAGAAUUUACUUAAUAUAAAAAAAAAGAGAAAAUACCAAGAAAAAAAAACAACUCUAUCUACAAUGGAGAGCGCAUGUGAUAUUACAAACGAAGCAAAAAAAAAAUCUAAUAACUCUAGCCUGAAUAGCCAAGACUAGCAAAUUUCAUCUUCUCACCAAAUUUUGUUCUUUUUCAACUGUAACAGCAGACACGUGUCGUCAACUUGCAGAAACGGAGCGCCAUCCCACGGAAUGUUUCUCUCAAAAUAGGGGAAGAUUUUUGGAGAAAUAUUUCGCCCUUUGAAGCUUCAAGCGAAGGACGCACACACUCGCUGGAACACAGUUUGUUAAUUUUUCCGCACAUGAUGAUAUUCACAUAAAAGAACACAACAUUUAAAAAAGGUAGUAAUAUAAUAAAAACUUAAACGAAAGCCAAUAUUUGAGCGCAUAUUUUUAGAAUCCCCCAUACCCUGCUUCUGUUUGUGCUAUAAGUUAAGGUCCGUUUAUCCCAUAGUGUGAAUUUUGUCAUCUUGUUUAGUAAGUAAACGACCAAACAAACCAAGAACAUAAAUGCUUUAAUUGAUGGUACGUAGUUUAGCUGAAAAAAAAGAACGAACUAAAACCUAAUGACAAAUAGUAAGCUUUCCUAGAACUUAAACCAAAACCAGAGAUUAAAUGAUGAAAAAAAACAGUGUAGUCUUAAGAGAACAAAGUUUGAUUUACGCUGCACGAUGCUGCAAACGCACCAGAAACCAUUUGCGUUCCAUAGAACAUGACUUUAACCAAACAAAUUUCAAACAGAAUAUACCUUUUUCGUAACGACAUUUGAAUGUUUGCAAAAGAGCACUCCCUUUUUAAUCGUACCAACCAGACGGAAAAGAAGAAGAAGAAUAAAAUGUAACUCUUUAAAAUAAUUUCUAUUUUGACACACUCACAAAUGUGUUAUGAAUGCAAAGAAUUAUAAACAUCCACUAAAGUAUAGUAAAUAGUUGAUAAGAGAGAUAAAAUACACAAAAUAGAAGAUGAAAAAUACACACAAAUAAAAUACUUAGAGAAACGAACAGAAUAGCUUGAGAUAUUAAAACAAAGCAAAAACAAACACACUUGAAAAUCACAAAGACAACUAGAACGAUUUCAUCGAGUUUAAAACGUUAGAAUUUUGAAAUUUGGGGAAGAAUUUCAAAGUUAUUACGUUUUGCUCCAACUCAAAAUGAAAGCGAACAACUUAGAGUUUUGGCGUAGAACGUAACGAUAGGGCGUACUUUAAAUUAGUAGAUGUUUUUUCCAAUAACUUUAACCACUUUCACACACAAACAUUUACAUUAAAUCCAUUCGCUCAUAUUGAUAAAUAGCGCACACUUGCAUAUAGGCCCGAGCAUCCUUCACCGCGAAUACACCCAAAGAAUUAGCAAACAACAAACAAAAUAAAUCUAGAAAACAUUGAAAAGUAAAAUAAAAUAAUAAAACUGAUAGUGAAAGUUGUGACGUUAGAGUAGAGUAAAAUGACACGAAAAAAAUAAGGAGAAAGAAUGCAAACACGUGAGAUGCGCCGUUAUUUACUAACAAAACUCUAAAAAAAACGCUAUCAAAAACUAUUUUCUACAAACUAUUAAAGAACGCAAACCAAAAAAAAGUGAAUUUAAAAUCUUGAGACUAUUCUUGUUCUAUCCUCUAUUUACUAAGAAGACAUUGGAAACGCAUGAGACGAAAAAGAAAUGCUUCACGCUCUCUCUACUCUAUUGAAGUUUAUUUUCUACGAAAAAAAGGCAAAAUAACGUGGAAAAUGAAGAGAAAAAAAAUCAUCACGUAAACACCCACACUCACACCGAGAGCCGCAAGCGUAGAGAAGAGAAAAGAGGAAAAAAAAAGCAAAGUUAAGCUAACCAUAAAAAGGUACUACUUCAAUUAUAUAUUGUAGAGGGAACGAUUAAAGCUAGUAUGAA
Messenger RNA from Culex quinquefasciatus (southern house mosquito), 6141 nucleotides. RefSeq lists its product as uncharacterized. The record is from RefSeq and is a predicted model, not a curated record. NCBI's taxonomy places the organism in Eukaryota, Metazoa, Arthropoda, Insecta, Diptera, Culicidae. The transcript has 8 exons. The coding region runs from base 1269 to 2513 and encodes 414 amino acids.